AUGCGAUAUCAACCUUAUGAUCGAGUUCAAAGAUCAUAUGGUCAAGAAGCAUCCCAUCAAAGUCGAUCAUUAGCUGUCACAAACAAUAACAUACGUUUCCACCAUCAACAUACACCAAUGCACCAAAACUCAUCUACAAAAGAUCAACUUUAUGAUUUCCCGUUAGAAUCGCUUCGAUAUGAAGAUGAAGUAACUGAUGAAUAUCAGCUAUCGCCGUCAUUUGAUCUCCCUCUACCAGAAAAUCAUAGACAAACUUUAAAAUCGUAUCAUGAUUUGGAGUUUCGUUCCGGUAAUAAUUUAAGAAACUUGAAUGAUCUUGAAAAGUCUCCCACGCGAUACGAUCCAUCGCGAUCUCCGACACCGCAGAGUAGAUCAUCUUCCCCACUUCCAGAACCACAUCACAGAAUUUUGCGUAGACAAGUAAAAUCUUCUGAUGACGAAGAAUCCAACAACGAAAAUGAUUUUCAAGUACCGGCAGAGCAAAUAAUGCAUAAGUCUUCUUCAAAUACAACACCAUGUGAUACUCUCUGGACACUUCGCUAUCCUGAUGGAAAAUUAUCUGGAACGAUUGAGUUGAUACCAGAACGAAAAAUAUUUGUGAUUAAACGGGGACUUGACAACUUAAAAUCUGUUGCUACUGAUAUGAGGAGUUUUGCUCGAGGCUUGAUGACACUAAUUUUCACUGAAGAAGCCAUGAGUGAAUGUACUCUCUGCAAUUCGAAAGGGAAAGGGAAAGGAAAAAACAAGGAUGGCGGAGUUAAAAAUUAUUUGGAUGAACGUGGUUUGAAAGUUUUAAUGGAAUACACAGCCGCUUUUGGAAAAGAACGAGGCUGGAAGAAGGUAGACGAUCAAACUAUUAAGCAAAGUCUCCGAAAUAAAUUAUUAGAUAAAGCUUAUGGAAAAAACGUUUUAGUGCUGAGUUCCUGA
This is a messenger RNA of Cotesia glomerata, 927 nucleotides long. RefSeq lists its product as uncharacterized. The record is from RefSeq and is a predicted model, not a curated record. The coding region runs from base 1 to 927 and encodes 308 amino acids. NCBI's taxonomy places the organism in Eukaryota, Metazoa, Arthropoda, Insecta, Hymenoptera, Braconidae. Gene Ontology annotation, molecular function: DNA binding. The transcript has 5 exons.